AUGAGGUGGGCGAUCUCGAAGUUGCAGUUGCAGGGAACGGCCCCUCGCCCUCUUGGUAAAAAUGAUUCCUGCCCUCUCGUCGCGCACGAACCUGAAGCAAACGAACUUAUAGAGCAGAUAAACUUGGCACUCACCAGCGAGGCACAUCGUGUGGUCUCAGUGUGCGGGAUUGCUGGUGUUGGGAAAUCAUUUCUUGUAAAAACCCUCUUCAACGACCCUCAGAGUCCAGCAUGGAAGUUCAUGAUGAACGGUUGGGUCAAUGCACCCCAUCCGUUCGAUAUCGUGGACAUGUGUAUGAGUAUUUACGGCUUCACAUCCGAUGGCAGAAUUGAACACUACCCACCAGCCGAAGGCGAAGAUAUCGUUCUAUCGUGGUGGGAUCUACUGGAACUACGGCAGUGGCUUCUUGUUAUUGACGACUUAGGGUCCAUGGAAAAUUGGGACGUGAUAAAAGCUAACUUGAUCUCAAGGGCUACCAAGAGCUGUAUCAUUGUUAUUACAAGGGAUGAAAGUGUUGCCAGACAUUGUGCAACAUCAGAUGAUGCAGUGUGCAUCCUCAAAGGUCUAGAAGCUGAUAAGGCCCAUUGUCUCUUCGAGGAGGUAAUUAAAGACCUUCGCCAAAAAAAUAAGGCAACUAAAGAUGCUGGAACCUCCAAUCCGGAUCCUAAUAUGAUGGAGGAUGCAAGCUUUAUCAUAAAUAAGUGUGGAAAACUUCCCAAAUUAAUAGUUGCAUUAGCCAACUGCUUCGACAAAGCACCAAACAUCUUACAGGAGAUGCGCCUGAAUGCAAACUUCAUGUAUGAGUUGAAGACCAACAAAGGGCUUGACAGCUUUCGGGACGUAUUCACCACGAUCUAUUCAAGCUAUCAAACCUGUCCCCACCGCCUCAAGAAAUGCAUAUUCUAUCUGUCACUUUUUACUCAAAGCACCAUAAUUCGGCGGAGUCGUUUGGUGAGGAGGUGGAUUGCAGAGAGCUAUUGUGAGGGCCUUGACAGCAACAGCAAGGUGGAGUACACGGAGAAGCUCUUGGACAACAUUGCCACCCUGGGCAUCAUAGAUAAGCCGCCACAGACAUCAUCUUCCGUUGCCGGUUGCAUGAGAGGGACUGCAUGCCAUGUCAACUCUUUGUUCCUUGACUACAUCAUCUCACAGGAAACGAAAGAGAACAUUUUCCUUCCACUGGAAGUAACUGUACUGCAGGGACAGUGCAGUCUGAACAUACAACGUGCAGGACAGCACUUGGCCAUUGGGAGCAGCUGGAAGGGAGACAAGUUUGUGCUCGACAGCUUGGACUUCUCACGGCUACGGUCUUUGACGGUUGUUAGAGAGUGGAGGUCAUUCUUCAUAUCUCACAGGAUGAGAGUGCUUCGUGUGCUCGAUCUGGAGGAGACAAACGUCAAUGAUAAUGACGUGGAAAAAAUGUUGGUGCAUCUACUUUGCCUCAAGUUCCUCUCUCUUAGAAGAUGCACAAAGCUCCAGACUCUGGAUAUCAGACACACCUGUAUUGACAAGGUUCCAGUUGGCAUCAGCAAGCUGCUGCAGCUGCAGUAUAUUCGUGCUGGCACCAGUGUAGCGCUGAUGGAUGAGGAGCCAUCAACAACAAGGAGGAGUAGGAGAAACAUCAAGGGGUUCCUUUCUGCUAUUGAGGGGCACGUCCAUUUGGAAUCGCUGUCACUGCAGCUCCACAUGGACGAGGAUUUGGAGUGGUUGGAUAAAUUCACCACCCCAAGGAAUCUACAGCGACUUAAGAUGAAGGUACAUGUAGAGAAGUUCCAACACUGGAGCUGCCUAAAGGUCCUUGGUCAGAUAAGAAGGUUACAAGUCCUAUGCCUUCAUUUAAAAGCAGACCAAGAUGUUGAACUCCAAUUUUGUGAUACACUAGAUGGUGCGGCGUGGUCUACACCCAACCAAUUCUGUGAACUCAAAGUCCUAGAGAUUGCUUGCAGCUCCAACUUACAAGUGAAGUUUGCCGACAGAGAUAUGAAAUUGCUUGAGCAGCUCAAGGUUCGUUCGUUGGAUGGGUCGUCAUUGAAUUUUUCUGGGCUAAAGCACACGUCUUCACUCAAGCAUGUUUGGCUCAAGGGAUCAUUUGACGACACACUGAUGCAAGAAUUGCUGCAGAAAAUUGCCCAGCAUCCGAACAGACCUACUCUGAAGAUGGACGAACCGCGUUCAAGUUGA
Miscanthus lutarioriparius is the source of this 2181-nucleotide messenger RNA. The record is from the annotation of a GenBank genome assembly. NCBI's taxonomy places the organism in Eukaryota, Viridiplantae, Streptophyta, Magnoliopsida, Poales, Poaceae.